AUGCAGAACCUCCGGUCUCCUGUUAAUUCUGCAGCCGACGAGCCAUCGGCCAAACGCCCGAAACGCCCGCGCGCCGCACAAGCUUGCGACCGAUGUCGGCUGAAGAAGUAUAAGUGCGACGAGCAAUACCCAUGCCUGCAUUGUAAAAAAAAUGAUUUGGCUUGCGUGUAUCAGGGAAAUUAUCGAGAACGUGAAAGCAGCCGGUCUGCAAACUAUGUCACCGACCUCGAGAGAAAGGUCGAAGAAUUGACCUCCAGGCUUCGCGCUUCGGAAUCAGUAACAGGCACAUCUCCACAUGUUGUUCCAGCAGCAGCAGCUGAAACAACACCAUGCUCUAUGCCCAAUGCUUCCACACCAAAGGAGAUUAUCAAGCUGUCUGAGACACGUGCCGAAUCAGCAGAAAGCGCCGAGAACGAGAUUAAUGAGUUCAAUCAUCACACAAAUGGUGUUGAAUUCCAUGGAAGUACUUCAUCUGCUGCACUUAUCGGCCAUUUGAAAAAAGCCCGCGAACCCAAAGGCCAGGAAGAGCUCCAGGCUCGUCCAGCAGAUUACUCACUUAUCUCUACACUCCAUAAUCCGAGCUUUUCGCCGUCAUAUACCGCCGGACCGGGUCAGAUGCUUUCAAUCGAACAGCAAAACUAUUACUUCGACCAAGCGCAUAUCUUCAUGAACGGAUAUUUCGAGAAUAUCCAUUUCAUCCAUCCGUUCAUUGACAAAGAGGAUUUCCUGGUGCGCGCCAACGACCUCUGGUUUAACCGGUCACGCACACCAGAGCCAAGUUUCGUCGCGCUGUAUCUGAGUAUCUUGUCCGUUGGAUCUUUGGUACGCGUGUGGGACGAAGGAACAUUGGCUGGGCUAGGUCGCUUUGAAUGGAGCCGAAAGCUUUUUGCUGAAGCGCAGGUUUAUCUAAACCAUUUGAAGUUUUCCAAUGACCUUGAAACAGUGCAAUGUCUCUAUGUCAUGGCCAAAGUUUGUCAAAAUGAACUUAACCCUAAUUUGUCCUAUAUGUACCUUGGCUUAGCAGUGCGCACGUGCCUUUCUGCUGGCUUUAACCGAGAGGUUCCCUCCCCGGGGGAGAAUGGGCAGCGCGCGGGCUGGAUUUCAAAGACCUGGUGGGGUUUGUUCUCCUUGGAAAUUGAGAUGAGUUUCUCGGUUGGACGGCCAGAUACUCUCGGAAUGGAUGAAUACCAUAACAGGAGGAUUCCACCACGCGACGAUUCCGAAUUUGCCAUCAUCCCGUGGAUGAUUGACUUUGCUCAGAUCAUCCGACGAGUAUCCGUCCAGAUUUAUCAUUCUCGCAUCUCAUUACAGGAAAAGUUGCAGCUUGCUUUGCAGAUCGAGAUGGAGAUGGACCGUUGGUUAGCCAGGUUGCCAGAGAAAAUCAAGCCUGACAUCGGUGGCUACAGGCUGUCCCGCAGUGCCUUGCGUGAUCCAAAAUGGGCGAGGAGACAACGGCUUGUAUUAGGAAUUCGAUACUAUAAUGUCAAGAUGCUGCUCUUCCGGCCUUUCUUGAGCCACUUUACACGCAAGCUGCGACACCCUCCAACUGAAUUGGAUGAGACCAUCGACAAGUGUUUGGACUCGGCUAUGAAGACUCUUCAAGUCGUGCAUGAUAUCUACCGGGUUCACACUUUCUUCCGCUGCUGGUGGUACAACACAACAUACGUAAUGUUCGCUACAUCCACGCUCCUUCUUCCAAUGUCUAAGCUAGGCAUGUGUCCUGAAACAAUGCCCCUACUACGGUCAGUAGAGAUGGGCGUGGAAAUCCUGGAAGCCAUGGAUGAGUCCGUGGUAGCCCGAAAAUCAGUUGAAAUCAUCCGGCAGUACCUCAGGGAUUUCCGCGCCACUGGCGCUCAGCAGACGCGUGGGGAAGAAGAAACACCAACUGUAGAGACAGCACCCGGACAAGGAUUCGAAGUACCGGAAUGGGCCUACGGCUUUGGCUUCCCAGAUUACUCUUUCGACGGAAUUGCUCGACUCUUCGACGAUGUUGGUGGGCUUCCAAUGUUGGAUGAGUAG
Messenger RNA from Penicillium soppii, 2019 nucleotides. RefSeq names its product Zn(II)2Cys6 transcription factor. Gene Ontology annotation, cellular component: nucleus. Gene Ontology annotation, biological process: DNA-templated transcription; positive regulation of transcription from RNA polymerase II promoter by galactose. The coding region runs from base 1 to 2019 and encodes 672 amino acids. The transcript is spliced from 10 exons. The record is from RefSeq and is a predicted model, not a curated record. Gene Ontology annotation, molecular function: RNA polymerase II cis-regulatory region sequence-specific DNA binding; zinc ion binding; DNA-binding transcription factor activity, RNA polymerase II-specific. Lineage: Eukaryota; Fungi; Ascomycota; Eurotiomycetes; Eurotiales; Aspergillaceae.